Saccoglossus kowalevskii is the source of this 873-nucleotide messenger RNA. Its product is annotated as kielin/chordin-like protein. Gene Ontology annotation, cellular component: extracellular matrix. Lineage: Eukaryota; Metazoa; Hemichordata; Enteropneusta; Harrimaniidae. The record is from RefSeq and is a predicted model, not a curated record.
GUCGACGUCAUCAAGCCCCACAACGAAUAAUUGCCAGGAUUCCGUACAAUCAGCUCAAGAAUGUGGAAAUAUAUUCUCUUCUACUGCGCCACGUGCAUCUUUGUGAACCAUGCCGCGCCGUCGCAUUCUGCAGACAAUAGAUCGAUUGAAAAGCGAGGAGCUCCGUAUGUUGUUAAGUCUGGUCAAUUCGAUUUCUACGACGCACAAAGAGCAUGUAUAUUUGCGGGCGGGAAGCUUGCAGAGAUCCGGACACCUGCAGAGCAGGCUGCGGCGGCAGCACUUGGAUUCGAAGGAGAUCUGUUCAUUGGAGUAACUGAUUUAAACGUUGAGGGCGUAUUUGAGUAUGUCACUGGUGGAGGAAUUACUUAUGAUAAUUGGGAGUACAUGGGCUCGUUCCCGGAUAUACAAGAUUGUGCAAUGAUGUCCAAAGCACUAAACUAUGGGUGGAUGAAUGGGAAUUGUGGCCAAAAACUUGAUGGCGCCCUCUGUGAAGGCGUGCCUGAACCAGAUCCAGAACCAGGUGUAUCAGGUGAUCCACAUAUGAGAACAUUCGAUGGGCGUCCAUACAGUUUCCAAGGUACAUGCUGGUAUACUCUGUUUAAGGACUGUUCCUCAAGUUCUGCCUUUGAAGUAACUACUGAGUUUCAGCCAAGAGAAGACAGUACUGUUGAACACCUUAGAACGCGAACUGUUUCGUUUAAUGCCACAGUUGGGGGUGAAUUUGUUGUCAUUAAUGGAUUAGACAUUGAGGAAAUUGAUAUCAAUCAGAAUGAUGACAAUGAUCAGGAAGCUGCCCAACUUGUUAUAAGAGGACUCGUUUGGGUAUCGCUGUUCACAUUCCAGGCAUCCCCAGUGUCAUUGGAAGAUUGCUAA